UCUAUGACCAUUUACAAGAGUAGAAGAAAUGAGAUUUUCAGGUUCUUAUGUGUAGAAUUUUCAUGCGUAAAAACCAAAAUUUCUUAAUAGAAAUACAAAAUUAAGGGCAAUCCCCAACAAUACUAGAUAGUUUUUCGAAACAACUAUCAUUUGAUGUAAUCUAAAUUUGCUUGUUGAGGAUGAUUUGACUAGUCGUUUUUAGAAUUACAUUACGUGCAACAUGUUAUUAAUAGCCAAAGAAGAAUCUUCAGUAUCCUUUUCCAAAUUAAAAUCAACAUUAAUGUUUUCCUAAUAUUUAAGAACUUUCCUGAUCGACUCUAAGAGCCUUCCUAAUACCUUUAGGAUUCCCAAUAAUCCUUUUCCAACUUAAAAUCCAUUUAAAGGUUUCCUAGAGUGUUAGGAUUCUUUGUAGUUACCAGCCUACCACUUGUUUUAAAAGUUUAUAUAUAAGUAGCACUAAACAUCAACUUAUUAAAAUCAACUUCUUUAAAAAUUUCCAGUCAGUAUAAUGGAUUCUGUAACUGAUGAUUAUUGUGAUGUGCACCAAGACGAGAGUCUUGACACAAGCAGCGUUGAAUCAGCACCUUACGAUCAGUUCAUCAUCAAAUUCGAGGUCGAAUUUCUCAGGGAACAAGGAGAAGAAGAAGAAGAUGAUGAACACGAUGUGUUCCGGUUAGAGAGUACUAUCAAAACGGAAAUAUUUCUGGAGCGAUGUGAUCGAUUGCCCCAUAGCAAUUUACCGUGGCAUAAUGUUACAAGAAUGUUGCAUAUAAUGGGUGUGGAAGGAGAUAGACAACCUAUGAUGUUACGUCAGAUAUGUUCUUUUGCUGAUAAAAUUGCCAAUGAACCUUAUAACAGGAAUAAGAAAAUACUAACAAUGAAAGUUUAUAUAAGCAUUCCUGUCAGUGACUUCAUUGAAGAAAGUAGUGAGGCAGUUGGUCUUGAUGGCAAUGAAGAUUUGGAGAAAGUCAAGUUGGGAAGUGAGUGUGUGUGUGUGAUAUGCAGGGAAAAGAUGGAGAUGGGAAGUGAAGCAACAAAAAUGCCUUGUUCUCAUGUGUUCCAUGGAAAUUGUUUAAUGAAUUGGUUAGGGGUAAAGAGGAAUUGUCCAAUUUGCCGUUUUGUUUUGCCAUCUUGAUCGUGAAUAAAAGAAAAUUCAACAUGUAGAGUUCACUUGGCCCUUCGUGAAUAGUUUAAGAAAGUUGUAAGAUUGGUCCUUUCUUUGUUUGAUUGGUUUUUAGUGCAUCCUUUGAAUAUUUUGAAAGAAAUACAAUUUAUUUGAGUGUGUCAUAAUAUUCAUGCUUACAGAUACAGAGCAUAUCAAUAAAAUGUUGUGAAAUUAAGAAAAUAAAUCUAUAUAUUUUGGAUUUCAUCAAUUGAUUUGAGCUGAUUUCAUGGUCCAAGCAGUAAACUUAGAGAUGUGAAUGCUCUGGGAACCAUUGUUGAAGAAAUAUAAAUGGGUUGCACCAUCCACUGCUAAAUUAGUUGGGUAAACCCUAGCUGUAAUGCAAGCCUUUCCUUCUCCACCAAAGCUCUCCACUAUUGAGUGAUCAAUCUACACACACAAAAA
Messenger RNA from Capsicum annuum, 1567 nucleotides. Its product is annotated as E3 ubiquitin-protein ligase CIP8. Gene Ontology annotation, molecular function: ubiquitin protein ligase activity; zinc ion binding. Gene Ontology annotation, cellular component: cytoplasm. Bases 509 to 1135 code for a protein of 208 amino acids. NCBI's taxonomy places the organism in Eukaryota, Viridiplantae, Streptophyta, Magnoliopsida, Solanales, Solanaceae. Gene Ontology annotation, biological process: protein ubiquitination. The transcript has a single exon. The record is from RefSeq and is a predicted model, not a curated record.